AUGACCGGGCUGCUGCUCUCAGCAUGCACCUCAGCGCAUCCAACAACACCCAUCGAGGUAAGACAAUCCGGCCCCGGAACAAGCCUCCAAUCAGGCUGGUACUGGAUCCGCGCUGUAGCCUCACCCAACUUCCACAAGUAUCUGCAAACCGAACCCCAAAACGCCGCAGGAACCGCGAUCCUCGAGUCUUACACGACAGCCGGACAAUUCAACGUCAAAGAUGGGCAGCUGGUGGAGAACAACGGCGACGGAGCCGCACCUUUGUACCUCAACGUCGAGAAACCCACCAACCUGACGCAAAGGACGCUGGCGACCUGGUUCAACACAACCGAGAAUACUUUUGGCACCUUUUUAUUCCAGGGCGACGCGCUGACGUGGUCGACGCCCGAAAUUCAACGACAGAACCUGGCGGCUUGGCUUGUGUGCGAGAAUCAGGCGCUGUUUAUCAAUACGGGAGCUUAUGCGUAUCAGACGCCUCCAGGAUGUGCGGAUCAGACUAUUCAUUACUAUAAUGAUGCGCAUGCAAAUAACUAG
This is a messenger RNA of Pseudomassariella vexata, 534 nucleotides long. RefSeq lists its product as uncharacterized. Lineage: Eukaryota; Fungi; Ascomycota; Sordariomycetes; Amphisphaeriales; Pseudomassariaceae. Bases 1 to 534 code for a protein of 177 amino acids. The record is from RefSeq and is a predicted model, not a curated record. The transcript has 2 exons.